ACUAAUGAAAGUAUAACUCUAGGCUCCCACUGCAGUCUCCGUAUUGUCUUGCACUUAUGCAUUUUCAUUUCUAAUCUGGAUAUACAAAAUGAGUUCUGACUUUUAGGUGGAAUCCUUGUUCCAGAGAUAACUUCCUGAAAAAUCUUAGCAAAGAAAGCCCUAGAGAAGGAGCCUAUGGAGUGUCCAUGGGCCACAAGCCCAGGCUUUCAGACCAGUUUUCAGAGAUGUGUAGAGAAAAGAGUUAAGCCCAGCACUGCUCAGGGAUGAGAGACAUACUUUGGGGAAGUAAAUAAAAAGUCACAUUGUCUUUGAAGCUUCAUCUUCUAAGUCCUGUAAGUGUGAUGAUGUAAGAUGUCGGCAGCUGUUUACAUAAAUCCUAGCACACUGUCCUCUCAGGGUCUGUAAGCCUUAAUGAUGAGACAGCUGCCCUGCUCUGUAGCUUCUUUUGUAUUCACUAGUCCCACAAGAUUUCCAAGUUUACACUCACAGCUCUACCAUAAUUCCUGAAAAAUCACUAACCUUACUCAUCUUAUUCUUGGGCCAUCUCUGUCACCCAGAAACAAAGCUGAGAUAUCAGGAGCAGGAGGAGCAUAUGAGAAGAAUUUCCAUAAGGGACAUGUUUACAACAUUUCAUACAGCAUAAUGAGAGGCUUGAUUGGUGUUAAUAAUCUGAAAAAAUACCAGAAGUGUCAUGACAACAAGAUCUUAAGACCAAUGAAAAAACUGGUUUGGAGAGUGAAUUAUCACCACUUCUGUCCUCAGGCUGAGACUCCAGAACAACUGAAAAGACCUUUUUCCCUGGGAGAUUGGAGGCAGAGAUCAGUGAGCUGCAGAAACCUCAGAUCAGGACACGUAGGAGCAGGGGAACAGCUUCGAUGGCUUCAGGAAUCCUGAUGAACGUAAAGGAGGAGGUAACCUGCCCCAUCUGCCUGGAGCUCCUCACAGAACCCAUGAGCCUGGACUGUGGGCACACAUUUUGCCAAGCCUGCAUCACUGCACACAACAGAGGGUCCAUGAUCGGCCAAGAGAGCAGCUGCCCUGUGUGCAGGAUCACUUACCAGCCUGAGAACCUGCGCCCCAAUCGACAUGUGGCCAACAUUGUGGAGGCGCUUAGGGAGGUCAAGUUGAGUCCACAGGAGGAGCAAGAAAGAGAUCUCUGUGUGGACCAUGGGGAAAAACUCCUGCUCUUCUGCCAGGAAGAUAAGAAGAUCAUUUGCUGGCUUUGCGAGAGGUCUUCAGAGCACCGUGGUCACCAAAUAUUCCUUGUGGAGGAAAUUGAUGUGAAAGGCAUUAUGGAACGACAAAAAUUCAGAGGUGUUUGGAUCUAUUUUGUUGUAUCUAGGUGUAAGAUCUCCACUCUGAAGAAGCCAAAAACUCUCCCCAUGAAGCAAAGGAGAGUGUUCCAAGCUCCUGACCUGAGAGGGGUGCUGGAAGCCUUUACUGAACUGACAGAUGUGCGACGCUACUGGGUACACGUGACCCUGGAUCCUCCCCCGAAUAAAUCAAGUGUUAUCAUUUCUGAGGAUCGGAGACAAGUGAGACUUUCCCAUGUUUCUUCUUCACUUGGAGUUUUUAAUAGGAAUUGUGGUGUCCUGGGAUCACCUUCUAUCACAUCAGGGAAGCAUUACUGGGAGGUGGAUGUAUCACAGAAACGUGCCUGGAUUAUGGGAGUAUAUGGAGAAAAAUAACCUGACUCCAUUAAAAUGGAUUCUAUAAGACUAGUUAACAAUAGUCAGCCUGUUUACUCUAGAUUUCAACCUAAAUAUGGCUACUGGGUUAUAGGGCUACAGAACCAUUCUGAAUAUAAGGCUUUUGUGGAUUCUGCCUUCUCUCACCCCACGCCCUUAACCCUGAGUGUUCCUCCCCGUCGUGUUGGGGUUUUCCUAGACUAUGAUGCUGGCACUGUCUCAUUUUUUAAUGUCACUAACCAUGGGUUUCUCAUCUAUAAAUUCUCUUCAUGUUCCUUUCCUCAGAAAAUGUUUCCAUAUUUCAAUCCUAUGAAAUACAGUGCCCCCAUGACACUGUGUUCUCCAGGCUCUUAAACCUCUUACACCUUCACACACUUCUCUGGAGUGCCUCUUGCCAUGGGUGCAUCUAAUAAAAUAUUAUUUGAAUUCAUAGAGAAUCCUAAUUCAUCAGUUUUAUCAUCUCAAGGAAAAUGACUAAUGCCUCAUUUAAAAAAGACAUGUAUGGAGGUAACAUCUCUACCAAGUUCUACAAUCUCAUGUCCUCUGCCCUUGACUGAGAAGAUGAAUGAAAGCUUUUCAACAGCUUUUAUUGAAGACUUGAAUAGAAGUCAUUCACUACAGAAUGAAUCCUCAGAGGUCUGUCUGUCUAUUUACCCAUGAUGUUUGUUAUUCAUAAAUGAGUGAAGAAGAAAAUAUUAAAUAUGGGUUUAUAAAUUGAUUUC
Myotis myotis is the source of this 2410-nucleotide messenger RNA. RefSeq names its product tripartite motif-containing protein 5-like. The transcript is spliced from 7 exons. NCBI's taxonomy places the organism in Eukaryota, Metazoa, Chordata, Mammalia, Chiroptera, Vespertilionidae. The record is from RefSeq and is a predicted model, not a curated record. Gene Ontology annotation, molecular function: zinc ion binding; protein binding.